CCGUUCGAACGUACCUUUCCGGACCUUAAAAAAGGUUUAUUUAUUUGUUCGGAGUAAAAUAUAUUCGAUAGAACACGAGGACUACUACUACUUCAGUUUGUUUAUCUGUUUUUAUCUAAAUGCGUGAUCUUAUCUUCAAUUUCAUCGAGACGUUUGGAAUCGUUUAAGAAGAUAAUUCAACGAUAUGAAAUGAAAUUAUUAAACUAUGAGUGUACGUAAAACUUGAGUGAAUGUAAAACGCUGAACAAUUGAUUUUCAUAUAAAAGAAAAAAAAACAAAAGAAGAAAGAAUGAAUCUACGAGAAGUUGAAAUCAAUCAAAUGACAUUACCUAUCGUGAAAGAUAGUCAAGAAGUUAUCUCAUUAACGAGGUGAUCUCCUAUUAAAAAGGAAAAACCAAAAACAAAAAUGAUUUCAUUAUACGGAUAAAGUAAAAUAGAGUCAAUUGUGUUUUUCAUCAUUGAAGAGAAGAAGAAGAAGAAGGCAGAAUGUGUUGUCCGGGUGGUCCUGGUGGUACGAGAUUGACGAGAUGCGGUGUGGUUUGUGGGAUUGCAGCAUUGGCAGCAUUGAGUACUGCAUUGUUGGGUCCAGCAUGGCUUCACACGGAAGAAAAAUUAUACAUACCGUAUUUACCUAGUAGUUCAACAAACCUUGUCAGCGUACGAUUCAAGCUCGGCCUCUUCAGGGUUUGCCCGAAAAUCGUAAAACCCUCUAACAUCAGCUUUCCAUUUACUACGCCAGCCUGUAGCUACGUAAGAUACAGUAGUUUGGAUGACGUGAGACCGCAAGAACUUGGAUUUGGUCAGUUAGAAUUUACUCCGACUGUCAUCUCGAAGAUAAGGACUAUUGUUAGGUGGUGGGCUGAUAGUACUAGCAUCAGCUCUAUCUGACGCGUCGUUGGAAUUACCUAGAAAGUAUAGUCUGCCUUCAACGACAAAUAUGCAAACAGACGAUAACGGUUUACCUCAGUAUCACUACGGUUGGUGUCUCCAACUCUCAGGAUUAGCACUCAUCCUGGCCAAAGUAGCUGCUCUUUUAACUAUGUCCGGAUAUAUGGCACGAUUUCCAACAGUCGAAGACAUGGUAAGAGUUAUGGUACCAGGAGCGGAAAGAAAACUGAGAGAGCGAAGAGGUGUAAGCUCGGAGUACCUCAUCAGAGCACAUCAAAAGUCACCAGGUCCACCUCAAGCUCGUGGAUUUAACCAACCAACUAAAAGUGUACUUGCUCCUCAGAGAGUAGCAGAAGAAGGAACUUCUCUACUUUGUAAGUCAGCCCCUGACAUUUGUGCCUCAAACCCACAAGCAAUCAGCUAUGUGGAUAAAGCAGAUCUCUCCCACGUUCUUCCAGCUUAUCCAGACCCAAAGAAUACCGAUCCUCGAUAUACUUUCGUCGAUAAGCCAGAUGCCAAUGUUAUCGAUUCGCAAUUAAGUGGGUUCGCCGACAAAGAAGGUCUCAUCGAUUCUAGAAUUCUAUCCGAUUCUAGACAAAAUAUGAUCGCAUUUAGCGAAAACAAGGAACAAACUCUUAAUCAAGAACCACGUUAUACGGAAUACGCUGCAAGAGCUACCGAGCCAAACGUUGUCGAUUCCAGGCUCAGUGGUUUUGCUGAGAAAGAAGGUCUACUUGAUUCAAGGCUCGCAGGAUAUGGCGAGAGGAACGAAUCCUUAUUGGAUACACCACUCGGUUAUGAUUCACGUUACAACAGUUUAGCUGGACAAACUGUACCUAUCACAUUGAAACAUCAUAAUACAUCAGUAUCAGCUAUCCAAUCUCAAUACAUUUAUCAAAACUUUGGUACGAUACAUUCUGGUAUUUUAAGGGUAUCUGAACCUGGUACAAGCUCAAGUUCUAAUUCCAGUCAAAGAAGUAUGACAUUGCAAAAUCCUAAACGAAAAUCUCAAAUUGCUCAAAAUACUUUUAGUACGAUGGAAUGUGAAAAAAGAAAACAACGUGGUCCUGGUUUGGUAGGAAAGGCCGGAUUUUAUGCAGGUAGUGCCGUAUGACCACCACCACCUCCUCCGACCCCCAGGUAACUCCACGAGGAAGAAACGCCACUUUAGUUCGAAUAAAGAGAAUUUUAUCAAUGGCGUUUUUAAAUAGUAUUGGUCGGAGGAAAAGAGAAGAGUGUUUUUAAUCGAAAUAAUCAAUAACAAGAAGAAAAAACAAAAGAAAAAUAAUAAGCGGACAAUGGAUGCAACAUUAUCAUCGGUCGAUAGUGCAGAUCCCUAUAAAACAUUCCGAUACGAGCUGCUUGAUAAUUCAGAUCACUGCCCUUAAUAUGCGUGAUAAAUUAUACCAACAGUCGGAUUUACAAGUUCCUGUGAUAAUAUAUCCCUGCCCAAUGAUUCAAGAAAAACAUCACUAAAUCUUAUUACUACUAAUGUGAUAAAAUUUAUGUUAUGAUCAUGAAAAAAAACAUGCUGCCAUGCUAAGAUAACUUGAAUUAUACCAAAAUGAUGAACGGUCAUCACUCAAAACUACAACGUCGGAUCCAAAAUAAAAUGUACAUAGAAUAUUUAUCCUAAAAAUUAGAUAUAUAAGACAUCGAUGUGAGGACUAAGAAAAUGAAAUGAUAUAUAUGGAACUUCGAUAAAUUUAUAUAAUAAGCGAAAUGGAUCAUCGAAGUAUUUGACAUUCAUAAAAUCAAUAUUAAUCUAAUUACUAAUGAAAGGAUUAUCAAAAAGUUGCGAUACAAUUAAUAAGGAAGAUAAGUAUGAAAGAAAAACGAUAGUAGUUUGCUUAACAUAGAUAUAGCAUAAGUGUAAAUGAUACACCAUGUGGUGAAAUACAUGUUGCAAAAUUUCACGUACUAUUUAUAUUAAAAAAAUAAAGAAAAAACAAUUCCUCUCUUUCUUCCAUCGAAAGAAAAUAGU
Messenger RNA from Polistes dominula (European paper wasp), 2872 nucleotides. RefSeq lists its product as uncharacterized. Gene Ontology annotation, biological process: transmission of nerve impulse; neurotransmitter receptor internalization; neurotransmitter receptor transport, postsynaptic endosome to lysosome. NCBI's taxonomy places the organism in Eukaryota, Metazoa, Arthropoda, Insecta, Hymenoptera, Vespidae. The record is from RefSeq and is a predicted model, not a curated record. Gene Ontology annotation, molecular function: channel regulator activity; voltage-gated calcium channel activity. Gene Ontology annotation, cellular component: AMPA glutamate receptor complex; postsynaptic density membrane.